AUGGGAGCUAGCCAUACAACAUUAGCCUCCUCCAAUAAGGGAUUCGAUGAAGGACCCCCAGAACUGGAUGGUGAAGUCUUGGGUGCAUAUGCAGUCGAAAAACCCUUGUUUCCUGCCUCAGGUCGAAUGAUGAGAACUUUUCAACUCCGUCACAAGCAGAACCUUUCCACGAUAGUCCUGAAAACAAUGGUUGUAACCUCGGAUGUUGAAAAGACAGUCACAAAACAGCAAGAGGAGUUGAAACGAAUUCGGGCAGCAUUGAAAGGUCAGCAUCAUGUGGCACCCUUUCUGUUUUGGAGUACUGGCAAUUACAAACCAAAACCUGGAUCUUCGACCAUGGUUCGUCAAAUCCACUUGCUACGACCGCAUACGUACACCACACUGUCAGACCGAUUAGCGUCUCGGCCAUUCUUGACGCAUGUGGAAAAACUAUGGAUAUCCUUUCAAAUAUUGGAAGCAUUAGAAGCAAUGCAUUCUGCUAAUGUGGUCCAUGGUUUCUUGACAACAGAAAACAUUGGGUUAUCGAGUUGGAACUGGGUGGUACUAGUCGAUUUCGCGAGUUACAAGGCCCGUACUGCCUUACCAGACGAUGAUCCAUCAGAUUAUUUGUACUAUUUUCAAGAGCUGUAUAAGAAUGGAAGCGACACGACACCUCGAGACAAACGAUGUUACCUGGCGCCUGAAAGAUUCUUUACGCCCAAGAGCGGCGAGCAACAACAAGACCACCCUCAGCCACCAUUGACACCGGCUAUGGAUAUUUUCUCUGCAGGGUGUGUCAUAUUAGAAACCUUUUUGAACGGUGAACGGGCUUUGGACUUGGGAGAUUUAAUGGAAUAUAGAAAAGACAAAUCGUCUCAGACCUUGCAGCAAGGCUUGAACAAGAUUGAAUUUUCGGCAUUGAGGGCAGCCUGCCGACAUAUGCUGCACUUGGACCCUACUGAACGUCUCAGCGCCGGGGCCUACUUGGAGCGACUCCAUGCCUCGUCAGUGCUUCCAGCGUCAUUCCGAGAUGGCUUGUCACCGCUGAUGGAGAAGAUUACACACAGUCCGCCAGAUGCUAGGUUAGCGAUUGCCGCGGCGCAUUACUAUUCAAUAGUUUGGGCAACUGCAGGUUUACGCGACGAGGAAGGCAAACGGUACUUUGAAAAAGCGCUCGGGUAUACGAUGACAAAACUUGAAGGAACUGAUCAACCCGAAAGUGGCGAGAGCAAGCAAGACGAGGCACCAGACCAAAGAGUGGAAGAGGAAAAGAAGGAAGAAAUCACGGAUUUUCUAGCGGAGACGGAGGCACUUCUUAGGAAACUAGAUUCCUUGAAUUUCGAAGAUGAAAUAUUAUCCCUGCCUUGCCCACCAAUGGAUUCCGUUGCUUCGUUAACGGCUGAAGUGCAAGCCAGGGAAGACCGAUCCGAGAUCUCACAGAGUUCAUUACUGAUAUAUUUGCAGUCAAUCUUAUCAACUGUGCGCUAUGUCCAACGACCGGCGAGUAAGAUUGUUGCACUACAAUUGAUGAUUCGAGUCGCCAAAUAUGUUUCAGAUGAAGCAAGAUUGCAACGGAUUGUACCCGUAACAAUUACUUUGCUAAAUGAUCAAGAUCCCCUGGUGCGAGCAUCUGCGAUUGAGGUGCUCUCGGCAACUCUUUCCAUUGUGGAUUCAUUCCCACCAUCUGAUUCUAAAAUAUUCCCACAGUACAUCUUCAAGCGUGUGACUCAUUUGAUGACUGAUCCGUCGCUGGUAGUUCGGCUCGUUUUCGCCAGAAAUCUAGCUUCUCUGGCCGAGACAUCCCACCGCUUCUUGGAUAUAUCGCACGCGGUUCAGCUUUACGAAGCCGUCGGAGGUGGAGGGUCUCGAUCUCCCGCUACUGGGGAAAGUGCAAAGGAAGAAUCGUUGAUGGCAAAUGAUGUAUUCGCUGAUGAUAUUACAAAACUUCUCGAUAAUACAACCGGUUCUGGCUCUGCUUCGAAAAGCCGUUCCAAGCAAGAUUCGGAUGCUGAAGCGAGUACACAAAGAGUCGCUGGUGCUGGGAAAACUUUGAUAAGCAGCAAUUACAAAUCAGAGAUCAUGGCACUGCAUGAGACAAUUUCUCGGUGUGUUGUCCACAUUACAACGGAUCAAUCGGAGCACUCGUCGCCUGUCAAACGUGCCUUGUUGAGUGAUAUGGCACGCCUCUGUAACUUUUUUGGGCUUGAUGGAGUAAUGGCUUUCAUUUUGCCCCAACUUCUAACGUUUUUAAACGACAGAAGGGACUGGCAACUUCGCGCAGCUCUUUUUGAGCACCUACCUUCAGUUUGUCACAUUAUUGGCAGGGCAGCUACAGAACAUUUUGUGAUACCGUGUCUCGAAACAGGGUUGGUGGAUGGCGAAGAGGCGGUCGUCACUCGAGCUCUCCAGAGCCUUGCACAAUUGUCGAAGUUUGGACUUCUCAGUCGAUCCAUACUACUAGGAACGUCAGUAUCGGCGAGAAGUGGAUCUGAGACACCAGGGCUCCUCAAGAAAUACGCCCCGCUUCUGGUCCACCCCUCUGUUGAUGUUCGAUUCUUUGCUAUCAAGACAUUCAACGCCGUUUGUCAGACUCUUGAUAGUCCUGACUCGGAAGUUUUCAUCGUUCCAAUCAUUGAACCGUUUCUCCGUUAUCAGCCUUCGCCAAGGCACCUUGUAACUCCAGAUGGUCUAGAGUCUUGCUUGCAUCCGGCUUGGACUCGUGACCGCUUCAAUGAAGAGCUUUCAAAGUACAUCCCUUCAAGUGGCAACGCAAUUUCACCUUCGAUUGGAUGGACGUCGAUAUCUCUUCAAACUGGGAAUUGCAAUGAGAAUCGAACGAAGUCAGGUGGACUUCAGAAGCCAGAAAAGACAGGGAAAGCCGAUACUCAAAUCGCGACUCAUGACAACGUUGAUGUUCAGACAGAGCAGGUGACCUCAUAUCUAAAAAUGUUGGCAAGAAGCAGAACAUAUACUGCGCAAUAUGAAUUGGGAGCUGGUGACGCCAAAGCCCAGCUUGUGCAUGCUAUCGAAGGUCCUUUGAAGCUUGCUCAACAGAUCAAGUUCCCGAGUCAAGACAAUCCUAGUUCGAGAGAAGUAACCAUACCAGCAUGGUACAAUACGUUGCGAGAAACAUAUGAAAGGCAAGACAACUUGGCAUCUGAAACCUCGGCAAUUCGCUCUGUAUCAGCUCUAGGGCAAGUGUAUGGGCUUUCUAUCAUGGAUCAAAGUGCAACUGGUGCGUCUGCAUCUAGUGAUAUGAGUUCUGAUAGAGCUGUCGAUAUUCUUCGAUCGAAUGAGUCUCGAAUGAUUCAGGCUGCAUGUUCUGGCGAAUGGGGAGCCGAGACUAACCUUGAUCCUGCGCUAUCUGACACUACGUUACUGGUAACGAAGUUGAAUGCAUUAAAGGUGCCUCCACUUCCUCCCAAGCUUUCGGAAAACAAAUUAUGUGGGAACAAGGUGACUGUUUCGCCACAGAAUGCAUCCAAUACCUCGAACGAUAACUCCGGAUCGUUCAAGCGGCGAAUCGACACAGUGGUGGCUACAUCACGUACGGCCUCGAAGUUUGGCCACACUGGUCCAGUUGUUCGUCUUGUCGUUGCCAACGAUCAAAGAUUCUUUUCAACAGGAAGUCAUGACGGAACUUGUAGAAUCUGGGAGUUGGAAAAAGCUGAGAAAUGCAACGGUGUUUUGGAAAGUAGCGUCACGUACUCAGGGCAUCUUACAGGGAAUAAUUCGCCAAACGUUCGGAUCAACGAUCUGGUUGUCUUGGAAGGUUCUCAUUCUGUUUGUUCUGCAGCGAGCGAUGGUUCUAUACAUACUUGGAGGGUUGAGAUGGUUUCAUCAUCCAAACAAUCAGCGCCUGCAAACGAUGCACGGUCAUCAUCAAGAGCAGUUGGCUCUACAAUAAUUCGACAAAUGAAUCCUGACGAAGGCGAGGUUCUUGCGUUGAACCACUUCAACACAUCAUCAGCAUCGCUGCUGACUUAUGCUACUCAGAAGGGAUACGUCCAUUCGUGGGAUCUUCGAUCUGCUUCAGAGCCAUUUCUUUUGCAGAUUCCAAAUGAUACGGGCUACAUCACCAGUUGCACUGUCGGCAGUGACAGGAACUGGGUUGUUACAGGAACGAGCCGAGGAUAUUUGGCCCUAUGGGACUUGCGCUUCCAGCAAAUCUUGAAACUUUGGCACCACAGCCGGUCGACUGCAAUUCAUCGCCUUGGAACAUCGAUCGUCCCAGCUCCUCAAUCAUGGACAGGUAAAUCUAGGAGUGAGAUGCGCCCCUUUUUGUUCGCAGCCGCUGGUCCGAACGAGUGCGCAAUGUUUGACAUUACAAAUGGUGCUUGCCGGGAGUGCUUCCGAACAGUUGAUUACAGCGGUCGCUAUCUGAGUCCUCGAGUGGACGAAAUCCCUCGUUUGGACGAAAUUUCAGUGUCACCAGCUGCACGUCGUAGAGAAAUCGCAUCGCGUUCCGGCGGAGCAUUCCUUGCACCAACGUCUUCUGUGCUGUCUCCUUCUAUUAAUGCAAUGGUUGGUAGCAUUGGGGCUAGCAGCCACAGUUUCCUCCUGACUGGUGGUAGUGACGGAAGGCUGCGGUUCUGGGAUUUUGCUGUUCCCUCAAAAUGCUAUGCGAGCUCUGGAUUGGACGGGUCACAGCCCCGGCCAAGUUUUGAACGAAUUGAUUAUCCGCAAUCCUGUCGCCUUAUGCUCUGUCGUCAACCUCCGAAACAACAUCUCUGUGAAGUGGAGAGCUCACGGGUUCCAAAGGCUUUGUUCCAAGGCUUGAAGAAACCUGAGAAUUAUCACCGGGACUCGAUUCAAGAUUUGAAAGUUGUCAGAAGUGGUUUGCUGAGCUGCUCAAGAGACUGCACGGUGAAGCUAUGGCGUUGA
This is a messenger RNA of Cylindrotheca closterium, 4863 nucleotides long. Lineage: Eukaryota; Bacillariophyta; Bacillariophyceae; Bacillariales; Bacillariaceae. The record is from the annotation of a GenBank genome assembly.